Messenger RNA from Effrenium voratum, 344 nucleotides. Lineage: Eukaryota; Dinophyceae; Suessiales; Symbiodiniaceae. The record is from the annotation of a GenBank genome assembly.
GCCAUCCAAAGAUUAGUCCGCAGGUGCUUUCCCUGUCAGUGUCUAGGGCCAUUGGGGACCUCUUCUUCAAAGACGAGAAGUUCACUGGCGGGGUGGCGUCUGGCCUCACAGCAGACCCCUACAUCAGCUCGGCCGAGGUCUGCCGCGGCAGACUGGUGCACGAGUUCUUGCUCAUCGGCUGCGACGGGCUGUGGGACACGGUCAGCUACGAGGAGGCAGCAAACCUUGUUCUUGAGCGCCUGAGCGAUGGCGAGGAGCCCCAGGUCAUCAGUGAGGCGCUGGUGCGCGUGGCCCGUGAUGCGGGAUCCAUGGACAACAUCACAGUGAUGGUGGUGGCCUUUUGA